This is a messenger RNA of Hemicordylus capensis (graceful crag lizard), 1337 nucleotides long. RefSeq names its product chromosome 12 C17orf50 homolog (gene PGBDF). The record is from RefSeq and is a predicted model, not a curated record. Lineage: Eukaryota; Metazoa; Chordata; Lepidosauria; Squamata; Cordylidae. The coding region runs from base 319 to 816 and encodes 165 amino acids. The transcript has 4 exons.
CCCAGGGGAAGCGAGGCACCUUGGGAGACGUCUGUGAAGUCCUAAUUAAGGAGUCCGUCCCAAAGGCCGACAUUCUCCGCAGUGAGAGACUCCACGCUCACCAUUCCAACACGGAUCCCAUCCGAUAGCAAAUUAAUCCUGGCCUUUCCCAUACAGUAGAGCUCAAUAUAAACCACGUGAGAAUUAAUUCCGAGAGCGACACACUCGGGGCCGAGAGUUGUGUCGGAGCGCAUAGUUGUGUCGGAGCGAUUCGACUGCACAGGCCCGAUACUUACAAUUCUACACCCCGGACUCCCUAGGAACCAUCUCCUGUCAUUCAUGCAUUUAUGGUUCGAAGCGGUUCCGAUGUCCCAAAGCAGACAGGAUCAGGAUGAGGGAGUCUCUGAGGAGAAGCAGCCGCAGGAGCCAGAAGCAUCGGAGAAGGAGUCGGAGACGGAUCCCAAAGAGGCCAGUUCGUCCUCUUUGCUCUUCCCUCAGACCUCAAGCGUGGAGCAGAAGCAGCAGGAGAACUGGCUGUGGGGCUGGCUGCCUCUGCCCCUCCUCUCUGGGCUCACCUGGCUGGGAGACAGGAACAGGGCUACCCAGGAGCCAGUCUGUUGUUGCCUAGAGAGAAGACAAACUUCUGGCAAGAUGUGUCCCGAGUGUGAGAUCGUGUUCUGUAAGAAGUGCGAGAAGUUGCAUUACAGCCGGGCCUUCAUCGAACAUGGACUUCUGGGCCACAACACUGAAAACCUGAUGGGGAUGGUCAGUCCAGUGCUGAGCUCAGGAUCCAUAGACCCACUGGCCAUUGCAGAAGAGACAGAAGAUGAGGAAUGAAGGAGGCCACGUGAAGCCGAGGAAAGGUCUGUAAGAAGAGAGGCCGUCUCCCCUAUCGGCUGCUCCCACAGAGUGGAAGGAUGCCCAUUCACCUGCCUGCUAAAUGUCUUGCCAAACUUUGCACGCUGAUCAUGCUUUUUAGAGGAGGGAGGAACGGUAGGGUGUCUCUGACGGCACUCUGGAAUAAAUAGGCAAAGACUUUGAUUUACUACUUAAGUUGCAUCAAUGCAUUUCACAGAGAGAUUUGAGCCAGCUGGAGAGACAAAGAUUCGUAUUUAAUCAUUUUCCUAUUAAAAAUAUGUAUAUCCUGCCCCUGCAGGGGCCCCUCACAAAAGUAGCAACACAGAUCACACACCAAACACAGCGGAAAAUGGUGAAAAGUGAUAAAAGUUAAGUAAAAAAACAAGCACCAAUUAAAAUGGCACAGAUUAGAAAGAAAGUGGAAGUGAAACCAUUAGAUCCCGCUGGAUACAAGCAAGAGAUUAACAAUAUUAUGUAAAAUAUAAAUGGCCAGUGGCCGC